Aphidius gifuensis is the source of this 872-nucleotide messenger RNA. RefSeq names its product transmembrane protein 234 homolog. Lineage: Eukaryota; Metazoa; Arthropoda; Insecta; Hymenoptera; Braconidae. Bases 179 to 583 code for a protein of 134 amino acids. The transcript is spliced from 4 exons. The record is from RefSeq and is a predicted model, not a curated record.
AAAAUCAGCUGUUUCUACUUGUUGUUGACAGGCACAAUGUUGUUGUCAUUUGAGAUGAUAACAAUUCUAUUUAAUUAAGAAAAUUCCAUAUAUAUUUACACGAUUUAAUUGCCUAACAAUUUUCCAAGCGAAAUAUAAUAUUUUUUUUAUUCAACAAAAGACUAAUAGGAAGAAUAAAAUGGCUGUGACAAUUGAUUCUUUGAUGUAUCUAGUAAUUGUUGCAAUGUUUUGGGGCGCAACAAAUCCUUUUAUUAAAACUGGAGCUAUUGGAGUUGAAAAAGUCAAAGGAAAAACAAGUUUAACAACAUUUCUAAAACAAAUGCUAUUUCUAUUCACAAAUUUAAAGUACAUUGUUCCAUUCUUGAUAAAUCAAUGUGGCUCACUUCUCUACGUUUUUGUUCUUGGACAAACUGACCUGUCAUUAGCUGUUCCAGUUACAAAUUCAUUAACUUUUGUCUUCACUGCAAUUGCUGGCUGGCUCAAGGGUGAAGAAAAAGCACACAUAAAUACUUACAUUGGAACUUUGAUGAUACUACUUGGAACAACAAUGUGUUGCAUAGACAAAUUAUCAGUUGAAGUAUAAUCAUCAAAAUAAAAAAAAAUCCAACAGUCCUAAUUAUCAAAUUUAAUUAAUUUUAUUAACUGCAAUUCUAUUUAAUUAUAUAAAUUUUAUUUCUAUAAAACCAAAGAUAUGACAAGUACUUUUUUUUGUUGAUCAUGCAAUUUUUAAAAAAAUCAUAUUGUAUUUACAAGCUGAUACAGCUUUAUAAUUUUUAUAUACAUAAUAGCACCAAGGUAAAUUAAUUUAAAAAAAAAAUCAUUAUUAUAAACAAUUGAGUCAUUAGAAAAUAUAAAAAAAAAAACAAUCAAAA